Messenger RNA from Phialemonium atrogriseum, 2037 nucleotides. RefSeq lists its product as uncharacterized. The record is from RefSeq and is a predicted model, not a curated record. The transcript has 15 exons. NCBI's taxonomy places the organism in Eukaryota, Fungi, Ascomycota, Sordariomycetes, Cephalothecales, Cephalothecaceae. Bases 1 to 2037 code for a protein of 678 amino acids.
AUGCAUCAGCCUCGCAAAGGACUGCUAAUAAAGCCCGGCGAGGUCAGCAUCGGCCAAACCUUCCGGGACCCUGGAUACAUCCCAAUUCCGCUACGCAAGCCCUCUCUUCCCAUUUGUUUGACUCUGGAGCAACCGGCUCUCGUGAAGGCAAAGGAGGCGCCUGGCGAGGAUGCGCACGCCUACAUCUGCCCUAGUGCCAUUGUUAAAUGGGUAGGAAAACCAGACCUCAAUAUCAAGGAGGUGCACGCCCAAAGGGCCACCACCACCUCUGCUGCAACAGCAGUUGCAUUAGCGGUAGUUGCGAAAGACGGUCUUUAUAUGUUGCUCUGCCUAGCAGUCAGUCCCGUCAGAGACAAGCUUGUAGCCGAGGGACUUAAGCUUGUUCUCCAGCGCCUUGGCGUCAUCGAGGAGGGUGAAGAGUGUAGCCAUUUAUCAUGCCUGAGGUUAGCUUGGAGGUAUACGAAGAUGAAGGCGAAAACGGAAGCGCCAAAAUCACUAUGCUAUCCAGUGCACACAUCAAAGAGCAACAGGACGCCCCAGGCCACGGGCGAGAGGCUGCUUAGCCAGCUGCCGUUACGGAUGAGGGCAAUGUCCGUCCACCUGAGGUUGAGGUUGCUCCGAUAUGCUUGGUCAGAGGAAGAUGAUGGGGACAGGGAUGGUGAGACCAUGUUGGACACAACCAUUCUCGUCGCCACGGGCGGCGGCGGCAAGCCCCGAGAUAUUGCCGAGGCAGAUGUCUGCUGGGAUAUCGACAAGGGAAGAUUGGAUUUGUCGAACAAGCAUGCCAGCCGGGGGAUUUCGGUGGAGGUGCGAAGUAGAAGGCAAGGCCCUAGUAAAAACGACCUGACACUCUCCCCAACAUCCACGCCUGCGGAGACGUCGCAGAAACCCACACGCCGGAACCAGGUUCAUCAGCGCGUCGUAGCCUUUGAGCGUGCCCGUCACUGUUCCGGGCGCGACAUGGGUGGACCGACCUGGGCUUUGUCGUCGCGCCCCAUGUUCCCGGGGCCCAGUAGCGGGUGCUCCCUGCUCCACGGCAUACAAGACUGCCUAGUCUCCAGUGUCGGCUCUGGAUUCUUCAGGAGCCUGCGCCGGCUCAGAGGUACUUGUCUCCUCGACAGCAGUAAAGUCAGCACUUGGCUCGAACGAAUCACCUUCAAGCAAGGGCUCAUCAGGCAGUGCAGUGUAGGCAAAGUCAUAGCCAUCCCAGUCCUUGUGCCUGUCGUUGAAUUCCAUUUUGGAGCCAGUCCUGGCAUCCCGGGUGGUGUUUACGUCGCUGGCGCCCGAGGCACCGCCAAGCGAUUGGCGGUCUCGCAUCUCGGAGGUGAAGACAUUGGCGGCGCUGCUGCUGCCGCCGCCGUCGUCGUGGGUGUGGUGGGGAUGGUGGUGAGGGUGCUAACAGAAUGGCUCCCGCAUCUAGCCGGCGAAGAUACAGGGGCAGACAUUGUCUCUCACGUCGCCAAUGAGGAUGAUGUUUGGGCCUCCAUCACUGUUUGCCCCAGUGACACGGAGAGCGACAAGUAUUCUGAGAAUCCCAGCCAUGACAAUUACCCCGCUGCCAAUACCUCCGACACCCGUUCCCGUUUCAGAAGAUCGUCGGAGCCCGCGUCCACGCCCAAGAAGAGCAAGGUCUCCAAUGUCGGCCCCCAGCGACAGGUGUCGCUGCACCUAGCCGAUCCAACCACAGCCACCCCGGCAGUCAAGCCGUCGCAGAACCUCAUUGCUGUCAAGCCCAGGCGGUCCAAGGCGCAAGAUAUCGUAGCCAACAUCAGCCGCCCAAGGCGAGAAGCCAAGGCGAGUGCCGACAAGGAGCAAGUUGGGAAGAAACACAGGGACAGCGUCAGUGGCCCCGUUGCUGCCAGUACUAGUGCUGGCUCUGGUACCGGUUCUGGUGCCGAGGUCUCCAGAGUUAUCAGCCCUCCUCCCAAUACGAACUCUGUCGCUGCUGCCAAACCUGACACGGUUGACUUUGCCAAUCCCAACGAUCUCGACGAAUGGGUGGUUAAGUUGAUAAUAGACAUGAUUUUGGUACUGUGA